Stylonychia lemnae is the source of this 1692-nucleotide messenger RNA. The record is from the annotation of a GenBank genome assembly. NCBI's taxonomy places the organism in Eukaryota, Ciliophora, Spirotrichea, Sporadotrichida, Oxytrichidae.
AUGCCAAGAUGUGUAAAAUUAGCAAAUAUUGUCUAAUCUUGCGACUAAUUUGGGCACACCAUUUCGCUCAAAUAUAAAAAUAAGCCAACCCACAAAUCCCUAUUUGGAGGAGUAAUAUCAAUAUUAUACGCUCUAAGCAUCUUUAUAUUCCUGAUGAUGCAGUUAAAAAGAGUGGUUGAAAGAGAUAACACUAUAUAGAUAACUAGUUAUAGAAGAAAUGUAAUUUCAGAUUAAAUUGAAUAUCAUAUGACUUUUGAAAAUUUUGACAUUGCCUAUCGUCUUAUGGUAAAAAACAAGACUAUUGAAAAAAAUUUAGAAAGAUAUGUUAAAGUGUCAAUGGGUGUAUUUAUACAAGAAUGGAAAGACGAUUUUUACAUCAGCAACUUUGUUUAAUUUCCUCUAAAAAUACCAGGAAUUUAUUAUUGUCCAGAUAUACUAGAUUUCAAAUUGUCAGGCUUGCUAUCGUCAAAAAUAACAAAAUAAUUCCAAAUUUAAGUUGAGAGAUGUGAUAGCAAGAACCAAACAUGUGAGAGUGAAAAAGAGAUAGAUUUUGCUCUAGAUUAACUUGAAAUGUCCUUGGUAAUGCUUAAUUAAAUUCCAGAUGUAAACGAUUUCUCAAAUAAUCCAAUAAAAACACAACUUAAAUUACUCUAUGCUACAACUGCUUCUAGUGUUUCUCAAACAUUUGAAGUGAGAUUAAGUCAAAAUUUUAUGGUUUUCAGUGACUCAUGGUUUAGUAAUCAAAUGUAUCUUAACAAUAUAACUUAUUACUCAAUCAAGUAUGACAUAAAUUAUUCUGGAAAAUAUCAGUAUGGAAAUUCAGUGUUGACCUAUUACAUUUUAUUUGAUGAAUAGGUAACUACAACUAUCAGAUAAAAUUAUACUAUUGCUGAUGCUCUUGUUUCAACUGGGGGAUUGAUAGGAGUAAUAUAAGUGUUUCUUAUUUACCUCACUAGUUUUAUCCAGGAGUAACUCUUUGAAUUUAAUAUUUUAAGUGAGCUAUAUUAAAUAGAUUCUAAGUAUGAUCUUUCAUAAUCAUUGAAGAUUCCAAAGACUAACUCCAUCAAAGAAAACUCACAGAUAUAAAAAUAUGACUUUAGAUUAAAAGGCUUGAUGAAAAAUAUAAAAAAUAGAGUUGGCUUCUUAUCCAACUUGAUAGAAUAUUAGGAACUCCAGGAUAAAACAUAAAUGGUCAAUACCAAUAAUCAGCAAAGUGGAUAAAAAAAUAAAUUUGGAUGGAUGUCUAUUCCAGAAUUGUAAAGAAAGCAAUUAAAAAGUUUUCUAAAUUUGAUAAUUAAAAACUCAGAUAAAUCUGAAAUUGACAAAAGAAUUCUUAAAAAUCUUGAACAUAAAAACUAAAUCAAACAAGAUAAAAGAAGUUCUCACCUAUUAUUACUUAAGAAGAAUUUUCUAGCUAAUCUAAACUAAAAGCUUGACUAACAUGACCAAAUAUCUCAGUCUUAGACUAGUUUAUUCGAUUACAUAGAUGACAAUGAUUUUUUGUAGAUUGAUGAAUUAGAUAUUAAAGGUGUUAUUGUUAAACAAAAAAAAUCAGACAUGGAAAAUAAUUUAUUUGUUGAGAAAAAAUCUUCCAUCAAUGAGGUCAGUUUUGAUGGGUUAAAAUUUAAUAAGGAAUCUCAGGCUGAUAUUACAAACAGAGAAUUGAUAUUUGAUUAAUAACUUUAGGAUUGA